Pterocles gutturalis (yellow-throated sandgrouse) is the source of this 2979-nucleotide messenger RNA. RefSeq names its product phosphatidylinositol binding clathrin assembly protein (gene PICALM). Gene Ontology annotation, cellular component: synaptic vesicle; clathrin-coated vesicle; clathrin-coated pit. Bases 37 to 1992 code for a protein of 651 amino acids. The record is from RefSeq and is a predicted model, not a curated record. Gene Ontology annotation, biological process: synaptic vesicle budding from presynaptic endocytic zone membrane; clathrin coat assembly; clathrin-dependent endocytosis. Gene Ontology annotation, molecular function: phosphatidylinositol-4,5-bisphosphate binding; 1-phosphatidylinositol binding; clathrin heavy chain binding. The transcript is spliced from 22 exons. NCBI's taxonomy places the organism in Eukaryota, Metazoa, Chordata, Aves, Pterocliformes, Pteroclidae.
UCCAAAACCGUCUGUAAGGCCACAACCCACGAGGUCAUGGGGCCCAAGAAGAAGCACCUGGACUAUUUAAUCCAAUGCACAAAUGAGAUGAAUGUGAACAUCCCACAACUGGCAGAUAGUUUGUUUGAAAGAACUACCAACAGUAGCUGGGUAGUGGUCUUCAAAUCUCUCAUCACAACCCAUCAUCUAAUGGUCUAUGGAAAUGAGCGUUUUAUCCAGUAUCUGGCGUCCAGAAACACGUUGUUUAAUCUGAGCAAUUUCCUAGACAAAAGUGGAUUGCAAGGUUAUGACAUGUCAACGUUUAUCAGACGGUAUAGCAGAUAUCUGAAUGAAAAGGCAGUUUCCUAUAGACAAGUGGCUUUUGACUUCACAAAAGUAAAAAGAGGGGCUGAUGGAGUGAUGAGAACAAUGAACACGGAAAAACUCCUAAAAACUGUACCAAUUAUACAAAACCAAAUGGAUGCACUUCUUGACUUCAAUGUCAACAGCAAUGAACUUACAAAUGGUGUAAUUAAUGCUGCCUUCAUGCUCCUCUUCAAAGAUGCCAUUAGACUGUUUGCGGCAUAUAAUGAAGGGAUUAUUAACCUCUUGGAAAAAUACUUUGAUAUGAAAAAGAACCAGUGCAAAGAAGGCCUUGAUAUAUAUAAGAAGUUCCUCACUAGAAUGACACGGAUCUCGGAAUUCCUUAAAGUUGCAGAGCAAGUUGGAAUUGACAGAGGAGACAUACCAGAUCUCUCACAGGCACCGAGUAGCCUUCUUGAUGCUUUGGAACAACAUUUAGCUUCUCUAGAAGGGAAGAAAAUCAAAGAUUCCACAGCUGCAAGCAGGGCUACCACCCUUUCCAAUGCGGUCUCUUCCCUUGCAAGCACUGGCCUGUCCCUCACAAAAGUUGAUGAAAGGGAAAAACAAGCUGCGUUAGAGGAAGAACAGGCUCGCUUAAAAGCUUUAAAGGAGCAACGUUUAAAAGAACUUGCGAAGAAACCUCAUACCUCUUUGACAACUGCAGCUUCCCCUGUGUCGACUGCAGCAGGAAGCAUAAUGACUACACCAGCCAUUGAUAUUUUUUCUACCCCUAGCUCUUCAAACAGCACUUCAAAGCUGCCAAAUGAUCUGCUUGAUUUGCAGCCAACUUUUCAUCCGUCUGUACAUCCUAUAUCUGCUGCUCCCCCAGUGGGAAGUACCUGGGCAGAUCCUUUUUCUGCUACUGUUGAUAAUGUUGAUGAUGCCAUUCCAAACCUAAAUCCUUUCCUUACAAAAACUAACGAUGCUGCUCAUCUGUCUGUGUCUUCUGAUGUAUCUACUUUCACCAGUAGGACACCCACACAUGAAAUGUUUGUUGGGUUCACUCCAUCUCCUGUUGCUCAACCACAGCCAUCAGCUGGCCUUAAUGUUGACUUUGAGUCUGUGUUUGGAAACAAAUCUUCUAAUGUUGUCCUAGAUUCUGGUGGCUUUGAUGAACUAGGUGGUCUCCUAAAACCAACAGUGGCCUCUCAAAACCAGAGUCUUCCAGUUGCCAAAGUACCACCUAACAAAUUAGUGUCAGAUGAUCUGGAUUCAUCUUUAGCCAAUCUUGUAGGCAAUUUGGGCAUUGGAAAUGGAACUACUAAAAAUGAUGUAAACUGGACUCAGCCAGGUGAAAAGAAACUAACAGGUGGUUCCAACUGGCAACCCAAGAUUGCACCUACAACUGCGUGGAAUGCUCCGACGUUGAAUGGCAUGCAUUUUCCACAAUACGCACCACCUGUAAUGGCCUAUCCUGCCACAACGCCAACGGGAAUGAUGGGCUACGGGAUGCCAUCACAGAUGGGAGGAAUACCAGUAAUGACACAGCCAACUUUAAUAUACAGCCAGCCAGUCAUGAGACCACCAAACCCUUUUGGCCCUGUACCGGGAGCACAGCUGUCUGCAGCAUCCAGCCCUUCCAGUCAGAGUCCUCACAGAGCCUCAGGAAAGGAUCCCUUUGCAGAGCUCUCUCUCCAGGAUUUCUUGUAGAACAACUUAGAUUCAGUUUAUGUAACUGUGUUAGAUGGAAGAGAAAGGAACGUUUCCAAAAAGAUGUGCUCACCAGUGAACCCACACUUCCAGGAGAAAAUGAACUUCAGUCUCUCAAACUCUCCUCUUCCAUUAAAUGAUGCAGUGAAAUGAUGAAGAGCAAUGAAGGAACCUGGGACAACUCCAUAAGAAAACAUCAAUAUACGAUAAAAGCCAAGAAUUGCCAUGAAUUAAGACUAAGGUCUAUUUUUUGUCCUGGUGACUAACACGUCAGUACUUUCAGCUUCUAAUACUAUCCAUAAUCGAGAACACACAAAGAGAAGCCUUUAUUCUGGAAAUUGAGAUUGGUGUUUGGAAAUGAUGUCUGGAGCGGAGAUGUGUCCUUUACCGUAACUUGAAACACGACUUUGGGCAGGGGAGGGUCAAAUCCUAACUCUUAAUUCUGCAGUUACCUUUUCUUCAGUCCUCACAAAUGUAGGCACAGCAGUAAUGGAAAUUAACUUUUUUUAAAAAAUUAUAUAUUUAGUUUGCAGUAGACAUUCCUUAUGUAUUAUUGUUUGUAUUUAUUUAUGAUUAUCAAUUUAACAUUAAUAUUGUAUCAAAAAAACUCCUUAUGAAAAUGAGUAUGGAUGUAUACAGUAUGUCUGAUUUUUAUCCACAAAGAAUGAAUCUGAUUCAGAAUGCUUUUCAGCUGACAUACAGAGCACUAAAUAUUUUAAAGGUCUGAAUCUAAUGAAUUCUCAGUAUAUAUGGGAAUUAGGGAAGAGCUGUAAAAUGCAUUAAUCCUUAUAGUCAAUUCUGUGCCUAGGAUUUUGCAAGGGAACAGUUAACUGACUAGAAGAAGCACUACAUUUUUAAUUCAGCAUUAGUGCAUUGGGAAGGAACUUUAUUGCUUUGUGCUUGGCAUGUCACUAUUUUUUACAUUUGACAAGGCCUUUCCAAAAUGAAUGUGAGGAAUUGCUUUCACUUUAAGACUUUCCUUCUUUU